GAGGAGGUGAGGGUGGGGGGAGAGACAUCAGACACAGAGACCAGGGUACAAACCUGACAGCGCACAGCCCUCUACAGCAUUAACAUUAGCGCUUUAUUUUCAAAUAAAAACAUUUCUGGCCUUCAAAAUUGAUAAGCAAGGUCACACUGAGGAAAGAAGACAUGUCACAGGAGAAGACUGGCUACCCUGUAAUGGGGGAGAACAAACCCCUUCACAAUAAUGUCUAUGGGCCACCCCAGCCUGAUGCGUUUGGGAUGCCUCCACCCAACUACAGCCAGGCUCCAGGAGGACUCUCUUACCCAGUACCAGGACCGUAUGGCCAGCCAGGUUUUCCCCAGGGGGCACCAGGGUUUGCUCCUGGACCAUACCCUCAGAUGCCCUUCCCACAAAUGCCAUACCCUCAAGGCCCAUAUCCACAGGGGCCGUAUCCUCAAGGGCCAUACGCUCAGGGCCCCUAUCAAGGGCCAGGACAGCCUGCUUUUGAUGGAGACCCCAAUGCUGGCAUGGGCAGUCCGGGGUAUCAUAGUGGAGAUGGGCCUCCUUCAUAUUAUGACAAUGAGGAGUUUGCCAACUCAGGCUGGGAGGACAAGACUAUCCGCCAGGCCUUCAUCAGGAAGGUGUUCAUGGUCUUAACUGUACAGCUGAUGGUGACGUUCUCCUUCGUUGCCGUCUUCACCUUUGCAGAUGACGUCAAGCUAUUUGUACGACAGAAUCGGUGGACGUACUAUGUGUCCUAUGCAGUCUUCUUUGUGUCUCUCAUUGUGCUCAGCUGCUGUGGAGAAUUCCGACGCAAACACCCCUGGAAUCUGGUGGCACUGUCUAUUCUGACUCUCAGCCUGUCCUAUAUGGUGGGGAUGAUUGCCAGCUUCUAUGACACAGACACAGUCAUCAUGGCAGUGGGCAUCACAGCAGUAGUGUGCUUCACCGUGGUGCUGUUCUCCCUUCAGAGCAAGUACGACUUCACUUCCUGCCGGGGCGUGCUAUUUGUGUGCCUCAUCGUGCUCCUCCUUUUCUCCAUCCUCUGCAUCUUUAUCCGUCACAAGAUCUUGCACAUUGUCUAUGCCUCCCUGGGGGCUCUGCUCUUCACCUGUUUCCUGGCUGUAGACACUCAGCUUCUCCUAGGCAACAAGAAGCUGGCACUGAGCCCAGAGGAGUACAUCUUUGCUGCUCUGAACCUCUACACCGACAUCAUCAACAUCUUCAUCUAUCUCCUGGCCAUCGUGGGCCGCUCCCGGGAAUGAGCAAAAUGAGAUCAAUAAUAAAAAAGAAAAACACCACACACACAGUGGUUACAUUGCACUCGUUCUCUCAUCUUGUCUCUCAGUGUGUGUAGACCCUUCGUUCCAUAAUUCCCUCGGGUUUAGCAGAUAUGCAGGGUGGUCAGACUAAUAGCUCUAUGCAUCCAGCAGGCCUGGCGUGGAUCACAGCAAAGGAAGGGCAUAUUUAUUAAACAUUUAUUUGAAAAUCCAUCAUGUCGUCUGCUUGCUCGGCCCCUGAAAUGGCUUCUGUGCAUUUGGAAAAGGUACAGUGUAGUAUGAGUCACCAAUCGUAUCUAAACAGCAUGAGCAGACAUCUCUCUUCCCCUGACCCCUGCAAGCUUGGCACUGUGCCUGAUAAUGCUAGCACUGCGUUAACCGAGAGAGAGAAAGGCAGAAAGUUGGCAGAGAGGGCACUGAUAUAUUGUGUAGAGAAACAAAUCAUCAAAAUGGGAAGCUAAAUCAGUCAUCAUCUCUCUUUUUCUAUUCACUCUGCCCAGUCCGUGUGCUGGUAAAGUCUGCAUGGUAAACUAAAACAGUGAAGAAAGACAAAACUACUCAAAUCAGUCCCCUAAUACCUGCUUAUUAUAUAGCUGUAAAUAUUCGUAUGAAGUUUCUCCACUCGGCUCAGAGCAUGUCCAUGUACAUAAAUGGCUGUGGUGCAGCAUGGAGAAACGUGUGACAUCACCUUUUAGGAAGCAAUCACAUAUUAAGCACUCCAGAAAAUGGUUCAUUACUUCUUGCUAACCACAUACUACCACGUAACCUGUGUACAUAUAUUUCUACAUAAUGAUAACUUAUAUGAAAGUGUUUUUUUUUUUUUUUUAAAAAUGAAGGAAAGUUUAGUUGUGGAGUCUGUGCUGUUUGUAUCAUGUGAAAAGUGACUAUUGAAAGUUCUGUUAGCAUCAGUUGAUACAAUGAUUUAUUCCUCUGUUUCUCCCUUCAUUUUUUGUUAGGAUAUGAAAUUUUUUUUCUAUUUAUUUGGCACAUUUGUGUUUUGUUAUUUAAACUAGCAUGAAAUGCUUGCAUAUUGGAAUUAUUAUUUUUUUCCUUGUGAAGAGUGAGGGUAAAUCCACAGUGUUGCUUCUGUGUUGUUAUUUAUAAACUAUUUAUUACAGGUUACUGUAACCUGCAGGACUGUGGACGGCGUGCUUGCUUUUCUUAUAGGGCUCUGUUGUGCAAACCUCUUUACCACAGGCCAGCGUAAUGUGAGAUAUUUAGGAUCAUUUCCAGCUUAUCCAUCCUGUCACGGAUGACCAAGGGCAAACUGUGUUCUCAGAUCAGCACUUACUCUAGAAAGGUUGAUCACUGUAAAGCAGUUCUGUUUUAACAUUAGAGACUCUCAGUUGUGUUGCUCACGGCAUAUAAAUAAGUACAGUCUUUUUCAGAGUGGAAAACUGGGAAACGUCAGCAAAUUGUGUACACUACAACUAACACUAAAGGACAAGAUAUAUAAAAAAAAAUCUUCUGUAAAGUAAACAUGUACACAGAUGAGUAAUUUCCUAAUAUGUUCACUUAAUGGUUAAUUCGUGGCUUGAAUGUGAUUUAACAAAAUGUCCUCUAUCUUGUCUCAGAGUAUUCACUUCUACGUAAUAUUACAUGUUAAAGUUGCACGCUCCUUCCCUAGUUUGCAUGUAGAGAUCUCGCACACUGGGCUAGUUAAAGAAGUUUGAAGAUAAUGUUCAAUUUUAUUGUGCAGCUGCUGCAGCCCUGUUUUCUCAUUUGAUGAACAGUUUUGUGUUUGUAACUAACUCAUGUUUAACUGUAGUUGGCUUUGUAGCUCUCUCUGCACUGUACAUUUGCAUUAAACUGAAGUUGGACUGUAUCCCGUUACAUGACUGUUUGCAUUUCAUUAAAAGGGGUCAAUCAAAAAGA
This is a messenger RNA of Pangasianodon hypophthalmus (striped catfish), 3131 nucleotides long. It is a transcript of the gene grinaa, whose product is annotated as glutamate receptor, ionotropic, N-methyl D-aspartate-associated protein 1a (glutamate binding). Gene Ontology annotation, cellular component: Golgi apparatus; membrane; endoplasmic reticulum. Bases 162 to 1241 code for a protein of 359 amino acids. Gene Ontology annotation, biological process: negative regulation of apoptotic signaling pathway. NCBI's taxonomy places the organism in Eukaryota, Metazoa, Chordata, Actinopteri, Siluriformes, Pangasiidae. The transcript is spliced from 7 exons. The record is from RefSeq and is a predicted model, not a curated record.